Cladocopium goreaui is the source of this 1719-nucleotide messenger RNA. NCBI's taxonomy places the organism in Eukaryota, Dinophyceae, Suessiales, Symbiodiniaceae. The record is from the annotation of a GenBank genome assembly.
AUGGGUCGCAAAGCUGCCGACAAGAAGACCCGCGGCGGCGGAAGCAAGCCUGCCCCGAAGGACGACAAGAAGAAAAGCAACAAAGGGUCCUUCGUGCCGAAGUACGCCUACUUUGGGAAAGAGCGACUGGCGGCCUAUCCCAACGAGGACGGCGUCUGUGUCUACGUGGGCAAGGGCCAAGAUGAAAAGGCCUUCUUCACCCUUGAGAACAUCUGCGCGUGCCGGUCCAGCAAGAACGAAGAGCUAUGCCACCGCAUCGGCAUGGGGCUCGCUUUGGAUGCAGCCAGCCUCCACAAUGGAACCAAGGUGCUCCACAAACACUUUGGGGAGGCAAUCCCAGAAGAUCUCCAGCAGCAGUUCCACAAGACCGGGCUGCCCAAGAUCUUGGAGGCAUUGGCAUCAGAUGCCGGCCAACGCUUCGUCCAGAGCAUUGAAGUGCUGGAUGUGGGCAAAACCGGCCAGCCGCGAGAGAAGGCCAUCAAGAAGGCAAUCAAAGGCUUCGUCGAGUUCCUCCAAGACGACGACGGAACCUUGCGCCGCAACUUGGCGCGCCUUGCUUCCGAUGCAGCGGCCUUGUACCUCUUUGCCAUGACCCUGCUGAAGGACAUGGCUCUGGUGUCCAGCCCGAAGGAAUGGGCGGCGAAGGUCGAAGGCAAGCAGUCCGAUGAAGUGAAAGCGUGGCUCCGCAAGCCCAAGGACGACGCCAAGCUCUUGGCCGCCCUGGUGCACGAGCUGCUGGCCAAAGUGGAGAAGAAUGAGCCAGCAGCUGGAAAGAAGCGGAAGGCAUCAGACACCUCCUCCAUGGCGAAAGGGAGUUCAGAGGCUGCCGACACCGGCUCCGGGUCGGGGGAUGGAAGUGGGGCCUCCAAGGCAGCAUCCGAGGAGUCCAGCAGCCCGGCGCCUGCUGCGGUACGCAACUCCUCCAGCAAGUCGUCGAGAAGUAGCUCGCCCCAGCCGCCCAAGAAGAAGAAGACGAAAACGAGCGACAAGAAGGAUAAGAAGGAUGCCAAGAAAGAUCCCACGAAGGAUGCCAAGAAGGAUGCCAAGAAGGAGACGAACGAAAAAAAGGACAAGACGGAGGAGAAGAACAAGAAGGACGAGAAGGAGGACGCCAAGGACAAAAAGGACAAGGAGACCGAGAAGCCGGGCAGGAACGAGAAAGACAAAAAAGCCAAGAAGGAGAAGGAGCUGAAAGCGGAGAAGGACCGCAAGAAGAAAGAGGAGCAGCGCGCAGCGGAGGCAGCCACAGCAGCGGCAGAGGCAGAGGAGGAAGCCCGCACAGCAGCUUUCACCGCCUGGUCCGCCUCGUCGGUGCAGGAAGCAGCAGAACAGCUGGAGGAAGCGAAGGCAAGCAUUGGCUUGCUGUCAGGCCGCUUCAAGAAGGAGACCAUGGUCAACCUGACCAGCCUGGUGCCGACUGCGGUGCUGACCCAAUUUCCUGAGGUGUGCGUUGCAACUGCAGAGCUGGCCGAAGUUGGCGGUGAAUGGGUUUCCAACAAGGAAGCAAAGCCCGCCAUCGUCAUGCUGACGGAGGUGGCCAACACCGUGGCAGCCUUCUGGGCAGAGCACGCCGAAGCCCCAGCGGCCUCCAGUAAGCCAGGUGAAAGAGUUGAGGUUGCAGAAGAGAACGAGUCUGAGGAGGCGAAGGAAGAAGAAAAGGAAGCACCGAAGUGUGGGCGUCGCAAUCUGAGCCUACAGCGCGCCAAGUCUGCGAAGUGA